Saccostrea cuccullata (small rock oyster) is the source of this 1740-nucleotide messenger RNA. RefSeq names its product E3 ubiquitin-protein ligase TRIM71-like. The record is from RefSeq and is a predicted model, not a curated record. Gene Ontology annotation, biological process: protein monoubiquitination. The transcript has a single exon. Lineage: Eukaryota; Metazoa; Mollusca; Bivalvia; Ostreida; Ostreidae. The coding region runs from base 1 to 1740 and encodes 579 amino acids. Gene Ontology annotation, molecular function: zinc ion binding; ubiquitin protein ligase activity.
AUGGCAGGGAAAAUACCAAAGUCCUUAAACGCUGCAUCCCUAGUCUGUAAAUGUGACUUGUGCUUAAAAUUUCACAAUAUGAAUUUAAGCUGGACAUGUUUAGACUGUGAAGAGACGUUGUGCGAUGCGUGUAAAGCAGUUCAUCAAAGGGGGAAAGCAACGAAAACGCACAAAAUUUUGACAACCAAAGACUUCAUAGAUGCGCAAGAACGCGGGGUGAAAAUAAGGGCGGGAAAGAAAAGACGUGAUGGGUCAUGUGAUCAACAUGAAGAAGAGGCUUAUCAGUUUCACUGCAACACGUGCUACAAACCUAUCUGUGCAAGAUGUGUGGUUGGUGCGCAUAAACUUCAUGACUUUAUUAAAUUGGAUGAUUUCAUAGAAAGUGGGAAAGAAAAAAUACUCAAUGAUAUUCUCUAUCUAAAAGAAGAAACUGUACCGUUGUUGAAGGAGAAUUCGGGUAUCUGCACGCAGAAGCACGAGGAAUCUGAAAGAGAGCUGACAGAUGCUCUAAUUACUUUGAACGAUAUUUCAAGCAAAAUUGAAAAAGAAGUCAGUAGGAUAAAAGAGGAAAUAGAAGGUGAAUUAAAAUCUGUUCACAGUCAAAAUGAAACUAACAUUAUGAAUUCAAAGAGUUCUUUCGAUUCAGUCGCCAAAGCUGUAAUGAAUGGUGUGAAAAAGUGCGAGGAUAGUCCAAAGGGAUCUUUCAAGUACAUCUACGAAUCUAAUGAGAGACUGGAAAAUGUUUGGGCUUUGCUGAAAACUCCCAUUCUGCCGCAUGUUGUACACAUCACCUUCUUCAAAGGCGAAGUAGAUUCUAACGCAUUGCAGAGAAUGGUUGGUAUGAGUUCAAAGACCUAUGAGGCGGAAGUUCUGGAAAUGACAAAUAUGCAGGAAGGCGGAUGGGGAACUUUUAGUAAAUUCAAGCUUUGUCAAACAGGAAUAAGUGCCAUUUCACUUUUGAAUGACAAUAUGGCGAUGGUUCGGGAGCCUGGAACCGGUAAGGGAAUCCAACGCCUGAAAAUUAAAGAUGGCCGGAGUCAUGACGUCACUGAACCUAUCAAUUUGCCACACCUUGUGACUGAUCUAUGCUCAUUUAACCACAAGGUAACACUCGUCACUUUUGAGGGAGAAACGUAUAUUCAAAUGGUUUAUUCUGACGGGAAAACUACCACGUUUGCAAAUUUGGGUCCCUUGUUUCCUAUUGGUCUGUGUAAAUCUCCAAGCGGGGAAAUCCUGGUCACAGUCGUGGAAAGUGACGACAGAAAAGUCACUGAAAAGAGCGCACGCGCAGUAUACACUUUAUCCUAUUCCGGUCGCGUUCUCAAAAAAAUCGAGUUCUACAAAGGCAACAGGAUUUUUACAUGGCCAUACAAAGUAAUAGAAAAUCAAAUAAAUGGAGAUCUCUUGGUCAUUGAUUUAAUGGAGUCAACAGAUCGUGUUGUCUGCGUAAAUCGUGAGGGCAAUGAAAUUUUCUCUUACUCUGGAAAAAUUUGUCCAAAGUAUCCCAGGUUAUUGGCUGCUCAAGGUAUUGCGUAUGACAAGCACAGUAAUGUUUAUAUAUCUGAUGCAAGAAAUUCCGUCAUUCACGUCAUAAGUCAAGAAGGGAAUUUCUUGAGAUUUGUGGAAAAUAAUUUCGAACGCUUCUAUUCACCAUGGGCUUUGGCAGUGGAUGAAAAAAAUCGUUUGUGGAUCGGGACCUUAAACGGGAACAUAUAUCUUGUGCUUCUGGAUGUUUUGUAA